This is a messenger RNA of Paraglomus brasilianum, 534 nucleotides long. Lineage: Eukaryota; Fungi; Glomeromycota; Glomeromycetes; Paraglomerales; Paraglomeraceae. The record is from the annotation of a GenBank genome assembly.
AUGGACGACGGCAAUUCAUUAAUGCCUAACGAUGUUACUGUGGAUGCUCUUCAAAAUAACAUCCGUAUAAGAUGCGCUGAAGAAACUCUCGCUACGAUCGAGAUUCCUUCGGCUCCGCUUGAACUCCGCAGAAAACCCAUCAAUGGAUUUAUUCUAUUCAGAAACUUGUUGUUUGCCGCUCUGGCGAAAACCGACCAAUUUCUCAAUUAUCGUUGCUCUUCGGUAGCAGGUACAGCAUGGAAAAAGAUGCCAAGCGAGGUAAAAGAUAAAUUUAGUAAAACUGUAAUGGAAAGCAAACAUUCGAGACAAAGUGAGAGAGGCAGAAAAGACAAGAGACAGCAUUCCGACGAGAAUCACAAGAAUAUUAAAAAACGACGACAAUAUAAGGACCGUAAAACUGUGUCUACAAACCCUACGAUAACCACGUCGCGCUCUUACGAGCAAUGUACGGUUACUGACACAGUUUUUACGUAUACAUGUAACUCAUGUGGACUCAUUAAUGAUGUGAGCAUUCAAGACAUACCCCAUUUCUAA